CUGCCGCAACAGAGACACCUGCUGGUGUUGAGGAGGUUCCCGUUGCCGAGUCUGCACCUGCUGUUGAGGCCGCUGCCAUCGCCGCAGAGGAGAAGCCCACUACCGCUGUCACCGAGGAGCCUAAGGCCAUCGAGUCUGGCAUUCUUGGCUACAAGGCGCCUGGUUUGAUCAAGUAAGUCAAUGUCAGCAACCUACCUGGAACGCCAAUCACUAACAAGCACCAACAGGAGCUUGAAGUUCUCCAAGAAGACCUUCUGGUUGGGUGAGGAGCCCGUCUCAGUCGACAACCUCAGCACCUACCUUCGUGGUGAGAAGCCCGAGUCCGGCAAUGCUACCGCCGCCUGGUCAAGCCACACUGGCAAGGGUCUUCUUUACUUUGUCAAGCACGCCGAUGAGAAGAAGCACCCUCAAGGUGUCUUGAACCUGUCCGAGGCAUCCGACCUCGAGAAGGCUACUGGUCACGAAUUCACCUUCAAGCUCCACAACCACAAGCACGCCUUCAAGGCCGCCAACGACGCCGAGCGUGACGCAUGGUUCCUCGCCAUCGAGAAGGCCAUGACUGAGGCCAAGGCCAACAAGGACACUGUCACUUCCAGCGACUCCUACAAGGAGACCCUCGCCGGUCUUGUCAAGACUCACACCCCCCACGCCGGUGCCGGUCGCAAGAGCAUGGACGCCUCCGCUUCCAGACCUCGUGCCGCUUCCGCGUCCAGCUCAUCCUCCUCCGACGCCGAGGCCGCCGCAAAGAAGGCCAAGAAGAGCCGCUCUGCUUCUCGCAACGGCAAGCGCCACAGCAUCUUCGGUGGUAUCAUGGGCAAGAAGGCCGAGCACGAUGUCGAGAAGGAAGAGAAGAAGGAGGUCAAGGCUGAGGAGAAGACCAUCGAGGCCGACAAGGCGGCUACCGAGCCCAUCGAGGAGCCCGUCGCCGCCGAGACCGUUGCCCCUCUUGAGGCUGAGGCCAUUGCCGCCCGUGUCAUUGACGCCCCCGUCGAGGAGACCAAGGCUGUCGAGGCCGUUGAGCCUGUCGUUGAGGCUCCUGCCACCGAGGUCCCCGCUGGUGUCGAGGAAGUCCCUGUCGCCGAGUCUGCACCCGCCGUUGAGGCCGCUGCUCUCGCUGCCGAGGAGAAGCCCCUUGAGACGGCCGCCGUUGAGGAGUCGCCCGUCGUCAACAGCAUCGCAUCCAAGCCUGUUGAGGAGAAGAAGAAGACCGAGGAGAGACCCAAGACCAACAAGCGCAGCAGUCUGUUCGGAUCUUUCUUCGACAAGGUCCGCAGCCCUACCAGCGAGAAGAAGGAGAGCGAGGUUGCUCCUGUCGUCCCUGCAAAGGAGACCGUCGUCUCGGCUGAGCCCCCAGUUCUUCCCGAGCCUACCACCGAGAACUCCAACCUCGACCCUUCCGCUGUCGAGACCACUGCUGCUCCCGUCAUUGCCAAGCCCGUAACUGAGGCUCCCAAGGAGGCCGAGCUCGAGGCUGCCAAGAUUGAGACUCCCGUCGUCACCCCUGGUGGCACUGAGCGCAAGUCGAGCUUCUUCGGCAGCUUGGCCAAGAAGACCAGAUCCAAGAGCCCUGCUCCUGGUGUUGCCACUGACGCUCCCGCUGUCCCUCCCAAGGAUGACGAGGUCGUCGCCGCCGCUCCUGUUGUUGAAGCACCUGCUGCUACCCCCGAGGUCGCUGCCGAGGAGGCCGUCAAGGAGCCCAUUGUUCCCGCCACCGAGACCAAGAUUGAGACCUCCAAGGCCGCUACCCCCAAAGAGAACCGUCGCAAGUCGUACUUCGGCGGUUUUGGUGGUGCCAAGAAGGAGAAGACUGAUGCUGAGAGCCCUCAAGAGGACAAGUCCAUGCUCGGCAAGGUCACUGGUCUUUUCCGCACCAAGUCUCAGGCUGCUCGUCCCGUCAAGAAAGAGACGGUCACUCCUACCGAGCCCGUCCCUGCCAUCCCUGCCACAGAGACUGCCGCGACUGAGCCCACCGUCGUCGACACCCCUACCGUCGUUGAGCCCAAAGUUGAGGAGCCCGCCGUCGAGACUGCCGCUCCCCUCACCGAGAGCCAACACACUCCCGCCAACACCACCGUCUCCGCAGCUGCGUAGCCUGCCUCGAAGAACGAUUUGGUGGGCCAGCGAUUACGCUGACGACCCAUCAUCACCAUUGCGAGUGCGUCGAUCGCUGCAAUUGGUUUGAUGUGUUAUUUCUUUUUGACAUACAGAUACCCCCCUCUUACUCUGCUUGUUUUGUUUCAGACAUGAGCUGCGGGACCUUUGGAUUUUCCUGGCCACCGGACAACGCUCUCAUUGCUUAAUACCCAACUCAUGCCCUUCACUCUCUUGUUGUUUUUCCACCAGAAAAAGCCGCAUUUGUUGUUGGACAUGAAUACCGCAUUGAUAUUUUUCUGUUUUGUAUUUUUUGUCUUGUUUGUCGGUCUUUCCUGCGAGUC
This is a messenger RNA of Aureobasidium subglaciale EXF-2481, 2435 nucleotides long. RefSeq lists its product as uncharacterized. Bases 181 to 2091 code for a protein of 636 amino acids. Lineage: Eukaryota; Fungi; Ascomycota; Dothideomycetes; Dothideales; Saccotheciaceae. The transcript has 2 exons. The record is from RefSeq and is a predicted model, not a curated record.